Rotaria sp. Silwood2 is the source of this 696-nucleotide messenger RNA. The record is from the annotation of a GenBank genome assembly. Lineage: Eukaryota; Metazoa; Rotifera; Eurotatoria; Philodinida; Philodinidae.
AUGGCAACUGAUACGGUUACUCUGGAAUUUAGAAUAACAACAAAAGGCAAACGACUACUUCUCUAUAACGGAUAUGCCUACACAUUGAAUAAAGAUCGUGGCAAAGCCAAAUAUUGGCGAUGUGAAGACCGUUACUGUUCAGCUUUUGUUCACACUGAUGCAAAUGACAACUAUAAAACUCACUCGGGCACUCAUGAUGGCCAUCUACCUUCUCCUGAUCGAAUUGAACUUCUCGAAUUCAAGAAAAAUGUCAAAGAACGAGUAAUCCAUGAGACAACACCAAUUGCUCGUAUCUACGAACAAGAGCUCGCAGCUGCAAAACUCAGCCAAACUAGUUUGGCUCUUGCACCUGAUGCUAAAGACGCUCAUUCAUCUCUCUCUCGUCUUCGUCGAAAAACAAUACCAACUCUUCCUACUUCCAUCGACUUCGACAUUCCUACAAUUUACACGCAAAUUCUCGAUGGCAAACAAUUUCUUUUUAAAAAUACACAAAUACGUGGCAAGAGAGAAUUUAUAUUUGCUAGUGAACAACAAUUGGUUAUGCUGUUCGAAUCGAAGCUUAUCUUCAUCGAUGGUACAUUCUUAGUAUGUCCUCCUUUCUUUGAUCAAGUUCUUACUAUUCAUGGGGUGCACCAUGAACAUGGUGAGUUCUCUUUCUUCUUCUUAGUUUGUGAACUUAAAAUACUUUCUUUUUUA